Molecule: messenger RNA, 2429 nt
Organism: Pocillopora verrucosa
Lineage: Eukaryota; Metazoa; Cnidaria; Anthozoa; Scleractinia; Pocilloporidae
Source: RefSeq, a predicted model, not a curated record
GUUGGAAAGGCUGCAAGCUAUCUCAGAAAACCAAAGUUUAGGGAAAGAGAUCCACACAGAAGGCAAUCAAGUCUAAGUUGACGUUGGAAAGGCUGCAAGCUAUCUCAGAAAACCAAGGUUUAGGGAAAGAGAUCCACACAGUCAAAAGUUGAAUACACUCCAAAAGCCUUCAUUAUUAAUCCGACUGCGCUGGAAGAAUCAGAAAGAUGCCAACCGCAGGCAAGGACAUUAUUGGCUUGUGGCUUAUCGUAUUGGCUGCAGUGAAUCUUUCCCAAGCCGCUUCAUCCGAUUGUAAGAAUCCUCCAUUAGACAUAUCUAUCGUGAUCGAUCAAACAAAGAGCGUAGGAGCGGACAACUAUGACGCCAUGUUGGAUUCGGUCAUGGCACUCAUUUCGCAGUAUGAUGUCGGUGAAGACAAGACACACUUCUCCAUCGUAACUUAUGCCAAAGAUGCACAAGUUCGUGUCAGCUUUGACGACCCAAAAUAUCAAAAUAAAGCGGCUCUUCGUGCACUCAUUGAAGAAAUGAAGGAGAAGGACAAGUUGGGGAACCCGACGAGGACUGACAACGCCUUGAAAGUGGUCGGCGAGGACGUGUUCAACGAAAAGAAUGGAGAUCGACCGGAAUCACCAAACGUCAUGAUCAUCUUCACUGACGGAGGAACGCAUAAGAGUUCCGAACCCUACAGUGCCGUGCUACCAACUCUUGAGGAAAAAGGAAUACAGCGAGUGGCUGUGGGGAUUGGUAAAAAAAUUAAGCAGGCAGAGCUUAUAACUAUUGCUGGAGACGAGAAUCGAGUAGUUAAUGCCAAAAAUUUCGAAGACUUGAACAACCAGUUGGACGAUAUUCGCGAAGCUACUUGUAACAUUGAUGGAGGAUAUACCGAGUGGUCCGAGUGGAGCGAAUGCACAGCAACUUGUGGUGGGGGAAGUCGUUCUCAUUCUAGAACCUGCACCAACCCGUCACCAAAAAAUAAAGGAAAAACUUGUAUUGAACAGGAUCUGGGUCCUAAUAUGGAAUCUGAAGAAUGUAACACCCAAGACUGUCGCCCAACUCCACUUCCAUCUCCACCCAAACCUUGCAAGGAACAUCUCGACGUUGGUGUCAUAGUCGAUUCCUCCAACAGCAUCAGUUCUGUUGAUUACAAUAGAGCACGUGAUUACUUAGUUCGACUGGCUCAAAGACUAGAGGUUUCCGAAGCUGGAACACAUAUGGCGAUCCUUCUCUACAGUUGGGAAGCACAUCUCUGGCACAGAUUUACCGAUCCGCAAAAUAUUGAUGCACUAACAGCCAAAGCCAGAAGCUUGCCGCAUAUUCGAGGUGGAACAAGAACAGACAGAGCUCUGGAACUAGCAGCGGAGGAGUUUUUUGGUUGGGACAAUAGUGGAGACAGACCCGAUAAACCAAAUGUGCUACUUGUGCUGACUGAUGGUGACACAAACGAAGGGAGUAAGCCAUUCAGUCAAGUUAUUCCUCCUUUGGAUGAUGCAAGCGUAAGGAGAAUUGCUGUCGGAAUUGGAAGUGGAAUAGAUAUCUCGGAGCUUCAACAAAUUGCUAGCGCCAAUCAUGAUGUACUACAGGUUUAUGGGUACCAGCAGUUAAUCCCCAAACUAGAGUCCAUAAUGACCAAGGCUUGUGAAGAUCAGUAUCCAGGUGAUUGUGGUGAGUGGGGAUCUUACGGAGGCUGCAGUAGGAAUUGUGGUGGCGGAGCGCAGGUUCGUACCAGAAGUUGUCCUCCUAAAAGUCUACAUUUAACGAAACAAAGGAAGCAUUGCAACACAAACCUUUGUCCAGGACAAGAGCCUUGUGAAGACCUUGCAGGGGAUUGCGCAGUCAGAGCUGCUAAAGGAGACUGCUGGAGGACCGCUAAUGUACCUUCCAGUCAACACUUGCUCUACGUUGGCAGGACGUUUCCUUUGUGGAACACUUGUCCAAAAAGCUGCAGACGAUGCAAUGUCGAUACCUCUUGUCAAGAUGGCGAUCCCUAUGUUUGUCCUUGGUGGUCAGUAGCUGAUCGCAAUAGGUGGAAAUGCCGCUAUGCAUGGCGACAAGGCUGGACUCAGUACUCUCUAGCAAACUAUUGCAAGAAAAGUUGUGGCAAAUGCAGCGGAGGAGGCGGCGGAGGAGGAGGAGGAGGAGGAGCAUGUCAGGAUUUCAACGUCUAUUACUGUCGGAUUAAGGUUAAAUGGCCAGGCUGCGGCAAUUAUUAUGUGAGAGCCAAAUGCAAGAAGAGUUGUGGCCUUUGCAGCGGAGGGAGUGGAGGUGGCGGUGGCUGGGGACGUCGAUAAAAACGUGGCACUAAGCUGAGGUUUCUGGUUUUCCAAUAAUUAUUACGCCAGCUGAAGAAUGGAGAACGAAUGUAAUAGGAGAUACGUCAUGGCUCAGUAUUGUAGGCAGGGAUAGCAAAUAAACACUGAAAUUAAGAGUGU